AACCAGGGUUUUAUUCAUAUAAUAAGUAAACAAAACAAAAACUCACUAAGGAAGAGAGUGCUAAUGUUUGGGUGUCCUGUCGAGAAAAUAUCCCAGUCCCUAAUAAAAGUUUUUGAACUUUUCGACUGUUAAUUAAAGCAAACGCCGGAAAGACCGGAGUGUCGUCGUUGACAAGUCCACAGGCAACUGCAUCAGCAAUGCUCACCAGGUGCAUCUUGCGCCGAAGCUUCUCCACUCAACGCCUUAGUAAAAAUGUCACCUUCCACAUGAGCGAACAUGUCGCCUCCACGACGAGGGAUCACACCUGCGAGGACCAGACACCUCUGACAAUUAUGCUGCCAUGGUUGGGAGCGCGUCCCCAGGCCGUGGCCAAGUACUGCGAGCUCUACCUUCGCACCGGCUUUGAUGUGCUUGUAGUCGAGAGCGAGGUGCAAGAAUUCCUAUGGCCUCGCUGGAGUUUGCAACAUGGCAAGAAGCUGCUGGAGUUGUUGCACAGUGACCGUUUUGUAUCGCGGCCACUGCUUGUGCACGCCUUCUCCAUCGGCGGUUACACCUUCUCACAGCUGCUGGUUCUAGUGUCCGAGGACCCGCAGAAAUACAAGACACUCACCAAGAGGAUCAAAGGACAAAUCUACGAUAGUCUGGUGGCAGGCUCUGUGGAGUUGAUGGCUUCAGGUGUGGCCAAGAUCGUGUUUCCACGCUGGGAGACGACGGUGAAACAAAUGAGCCUCCUGUACUUUAACACGUUCAAGCGCCAAACCACCGACUACUACAACAGGAGCAUCCAAGUCUUCUGGAAUUCUCCCAUCACUGCCCCCGCUCUCUUCUUCUACUGUGACAACGACCCGCUGAGUGACCCGGGUGCGCUGGAGGAAGUAAUCGACUUCUGGCGGGGUCGCGGUGUAACCCUCACUGCCAAGAAAUGGGAGAGUUCCAAACACGCCGGCCACCUGAAGGCCCACCCGCAAGAGUACGUUGACACUCUGGAAACCUUCCUCCACUCGCUCACGCUUGUUCCGCUCAAGGCCAAAAUGUAGUUCUCAUGCCAAAUCUGCUCCAACUUCUGUUACUAGGAUGAAUUUAUCUUCUCAGGUUUCAAUACUAGUCAAACUAUUUAUUUUAAAUGCAAUAAGUGGGAACGGCAAAAAGAAAAAAACUACUUUCAAGGUGUUGCUCUCUAUCUGUGUGAUGAAGGAUUAUUAAUUAAUUACUACAUUAUAAGAUUGCGGUUGUAAUUGUAGGAUAAAAUGUGUGUGAAGCUAAAACUAUUUGCAUAAUUUCACUGCUCAAAUCAAGAUUUCCAGUGAACAGUUUACUUUAGACUUUUGGAUGUUUACUCAAAAUGGUUUGACUACUUAGCUUGUUAACCUGUGGAGAAUGGAACAUGCUUGUGCUGUUAUGCGCUUAUUGCCAGCAAUAAGCAAUGCUGUUACUGAGUUCCAACUGCACUAUUGACAUUUUCAGGAACUGUUUCCCACAGUGGUUUGAUUGGGUUCUUGAAUUAAAUGCAAUUGAAUGUACGGUGGACGCAAUGUGUCUUGAAAACUUUGAUGUUGGUUUCUUGAAUUAAAUGCAAUUGAAUGUACGCUGGACGCAAUGUGUCUUGAAAACUUUGAUGUUUAUAUACAUAUCCGGUUUGUCACGCCUUGUGUACUGUACAUUAUUUCCCAAAUAAAAUUGGAAUGUAUGCGAGCGUCAAA
Syngnathus typhle (broad-nosed pipefish) is the source of this 1700-nucleotide messenger RNA. RefSeq lists its product as uncharacterized. Gene Ontology annotation, molecular function: serine hydrolase activity. Lineage: Eukaryota; Metazoa; Chordata; Actinopteri; Syngnathiformes; Syngnathidae. The transcript is spliced from 4 exons. The coding region runs from base 198 to 1037 and encodes 279 amino acids. The record is from RefSeq and is a predicted model, not a curated record.